Molecule: messenger RNA, 417 nt
Organism: Temnothorax curvispinosus
Lineage: Eukaryota; Metazoa; Arthropoda; Insecta; Hymenoptera; Formicidae
Exons: 1
Coding region: 1-417 (138 amino acids)
Biological process (GO): DNA integration
Molecular function (GO): nucleic acid binding
Source: RefSeq, a predicted model, not a curated record
AUGUAUUCCGACUGCGGGACAACAUUCAUUGGAGCAGACGCCGCGCUUAAGAAAAUGUUCAUCCAGAGUUCCCAAGAACAUCAACGAAUCGCUCAAAUUCUACAACAUGAUUGCACCAGAUGGGAGUUCAACCCACCAGGCGCUCCACACAUGGGGGGCAAGUGGGAGGUGGUGGUGAAAUCCGUGAAGUUUCAUCUGAGACGGACUAUCGGGGAAACUUUACUCACAACGGAAGAACUCACAACGUUGCUUACGCAAAUCGAGGCCAUUCUCAACUCGCGGCCGUUAGAACCGUUGAGUGACGACCCUGAAGACGUCUCAGCGCUCGCACCAGGUCAUUUCCUUAUUGGAGGUCCAAUCACUACUAUACCCGAGCCAUCUCUGAUUGACCUGGCAACCUCACGACUAUCUCGAUAG